UCAAGAAAAAAACUGCUAAAAGCGAAAUUUUAUUUUUCUUUUCAAUUUGUAUAUCUCGAAUCUUGUUUGCCAAAGAAAAAUUCUAAAAAACAAUUUAAAAAUCAAAAACCCACCCCACACGGUACGAGCAUACUCCACUACACAGGAGUAUCUAUUUGAUAACAAGAUCGUGACAAGUCCGAAAAACGAUUCAGAUCACAUCGUUGUCUUUAAGAGUGAAUUUUAAACACACCGCACGUGCCUUUAGUGUAAAAUUGCAUAAAUUAAUGUCGAGCCUUAAUUAAGCCAAAGCAAAUCGUCGACUUGCUUGUGAGCUGUGACAUGGCCAUCACAGUCAUUUAGUCACGGUAUGAUGGACUGUGGCAUUUUAAAGUGGAUUAAUUAGGAAUUGAAAUAAUAAAAAAAAAACAAAUAAAAAAACCAACGAGACUAAUAAUAUCUCAACAAGAAUAAAAGUGUAAAUUUAUCCAAUGCAAACAAAGAGAAUAAAUGAACUUAGAAAAAUUAAAUGAAGCAAUUAAAAAAAAAAUCAAAUGUGUUUCUUGGCAGUGUUCUCAAACAUAGAGAGUGAAUAAAUUUAGCCUCUACCAACAAAAAAAAAAAAAAACAAAAACCGGAAAGACGAAUCGAAUUCAAAGAUGUUGCUGUUCAAGAAACUGUGUAAAAUUCAUCAUAACAAUGGAAGAUAUGGACACAGUGGUAUUAAUGCUUCAACGUCCCUUAAUAAUUCAACGCUUGAAGUAAACUCAAGUGGUGGCAGGAGAACAGAAGGCAUUGGCCGUGGUGGUGGCAUACGGGGGGUGAAUCCUUUAACAUCAGCGCCAGUAACGCCAGCAGCAACAUCAUCAUCGACAUCCACAUCAGUAACACAGCCAUCACGUCAGCCGCGUUUUGCCACAUUGAAUUGCAUCAAUGGUAGUAGUGAUGUCAACAAUGUGGAAGAUGAUGACAAUGGCAAUGAGGAGGCCGCUGUUGAGUAUUGUGAAAAUGCUGAAGACCAAUUUUUUGUAAAUCGAAGACAAAGACAACAGCAAGAGCAAGAGCAAGAACACUUCUUGUGUCGUACACCCCCACCGAAUUACAAUUCCUUGCCGCUGACUCCGCCGCCCAGCUAUACGCCACGUUACAAUCAGCUGGAAUUAUUGCCCUCAUCAGAAUCAACAUCAUCAUCAUCAGCAUCAGCAUCGGCAAAUUCUUCUCGAGAUCUUCUCAAUGCUUUGGGUAAUGGCAAUGCGGAGGGCAACAACGGCUGCCAGCAUUCGCAUUCGCAUCCGUUGCCUGAGAUCCAGCCAUUGCCAGUAGCUCCUCCGCCUUUAAGGCAUUGUCAAGUACCGGAAGUUCUUGGUCCUGGCAUUGAUGUCAAUGCUGCUGCUACUGAUGCAGAAGAUUAUGUCCUCUUAAAUGGUGGACGAAGAAGAUUUUGUGGUUCUGGAAUAGCAGCAAUUGCAACACCAUCCUCAUCGGCACCGGUGCUAAAUGCCCAGGAUAGACAGUUAGAGUUGUUGGCUAAUGGCAGGAAUCCAUCGAGAAAUGUGGCAACAGUGUCGUCGUCGUCACAACGCAAUUCCUCCCACAGCCACCAGCAUCAUCAUCAACACCAACGCCAAAUACAACAGCAACAGCUUCAACAAAGACGCAGAAAACAACGUCGGCGAAAAUUACAUUUAUUGCAACAACAACAACAACAGCAGCAACAACCAUAUCAACCACAAUCCCACCCAUCAUCAAAUUCUCCAAUCGUCAUACUCAAUCAUAACAACAACAACAACAUCGCUGUUGCCGCCGCCACCACCUCUACCACAACUGAUUCCUCGAAUAGCACCUCAUCAAGUCUUAGCGAUUCCAAUGAGAUUUUCAAUGGGGACGGUUCCAUUGUGGCAAGCAAUCGAGAUCAAAGGAGACGUCGCCGUCAGCGUUUAUUAAAAUUGAGAGAUGCCUAUUGUCCCGACUUGUUGAAUGCCUGUUCCUUGAUUCUACUGCAGCAGCAGACAAGCGACUCCACAGUGGGCAGCUUCACCGAUACACCACCCGAAGCGCAACAAAAUGAUUCAUCUUCGGACAGCAUUGAAAUCCCAUAUCAAAGAUAUCCAGAACAACAGCAGCAACGCCCGACGCAUAGAACACCAAAAAUAUCAACUCAUAGACUGAAUGGCGUUGGCCAACUGCAACAGCUAACAACAACAACACCUCGACCAAUAACAGCAAAUAGCCAAGACAACGUAGAAAACCAAAGAUUACCAACUACAAAGCAGCAGCAGGAAAUGGGUCAAAAUUUAAGCAUACGAAGGCCAAGGAUAUCACUUACAUGGGUUUUACGUGAGCAACAGCAGCAGCAAACACCACAGCCAGACGAUUCCAAGAGCAACGCCAAGGACUCCAAUAACAGCAAUUCCAACGAUUCGCACAAAGCCAACACCAACAACAAUCAAGUGAAUGGCAAGCUACUCAACAAUCUCGAGGUAAGUCAUACAAACGCCUUGGGAGAAAAGAAGAAGUAUCGCCUGAAGAAGAGCAGCAACGAGAAUGCGGAACCGCUCAAUGGCUAUGCCACCACACCGACCAGCUACACAAAUGCCUCCACCGCUCUGGGCUCCCAGAAAUUCUUUAGCAAUCAAAAUCUGCUGGAAUAUCACAAGGAUGAGAACGGCACAAAGCCACCUUCCAAAGAUUUGUUGUUCGUCUGUACGCCACAGCGUUUGCCCGAUGGCUUUGGCGGUUCCACGGAGGCCUUGGCCUUGGUCAAGAAACGCAAUGAGAUACGCAAAAAAUUGGCGGCCAAGAUGGCCCAGUUCAGGGCUGAGACACAGGCCUCACAAAUGAAUGGAGCAGCGGGGGGCCUUAAGAAGGAGUCUUCGGCGGCUACGACAAAGGCCUCUCUAAAAUCGGGAUCCUAUUCCGAACCUAGUCUUAUAGCAGCCUCAGAGGGAAAUUCCCGCAGACAUCGUCAUCGCAAGCGUCGGGAAAGAAAUCGACCACCCAAAUUCGGUUAUGACAUAAAAAAUGUGGAUGAAUUUCUCACCAAGUGUUCAUUGGCCUCGCCGGCCAACAUACCCAUGGUCUUGUCUACCUCAUGCAUACUCUACCAAACACGACCGGGAGGCUAUCAAACUGAAAUUUCCCUGCCUCUGGGCAUGGUCAUUAAUGCGGUGUUCAAAAACCAAAACUGGCUAUAUGUGCAGACGCCACAUGCCGAGGAGGGCUAUGUUAAUUACACCACCUGCCUGCCUCUGGGCAUACUGCCCGCCGAGGCCAGAAGGGAGGCAGCAAGUGGCAAAGGUGAACAUGCAGCCUCCACAACAACGUCCGGCAAGUCAAAGGCCUGCUGGGAGACCAUAGGCGAUGUCUUUCCCAAGCCCUGUGGCAAUAUGACCGACUCCGAGAAGGAAAUCCAUCUAAGGGUGGGCACACGCAGCCGCAGUGAGGGUGCUCGAACACCCCAUCUCAAGAGUACUCUGACCGACAAUGACACGGUCACAGUUAUUUCGGUGAACACUGAAAACACCGAUUGCCUCAACGGCAACAGCUCCUCCAUCUAUGGCGAACAGCAGGUGGAUAAACUCUAUCUGAGAGCAGCCUCGCAGCCCAAGCUCUCGGAGAAGACCUCCUAUGCCCAGUUGAAGAUCAUACGCCAGCAUUCGUCGGCCGCUUCGGGCACUUCGACUGCCAGCAAGGCCACUGCCCAGCUCAACGAUGAGUAUGUGACACUGCAACAGCAACAGAAAUCCAUGCAGAAACAACAUAUCCAUCACCUGCCUGCUCAAAAGACCUACAUAACGCGCACCUUCAUCACCAAUGGCCACAAUGGCCAACAUUUGCAUCCCAAAGAUAUGAACAUGACACAGAAUGGCGGUACAGUGACAGCCACUGCUGUGGUCAAUAAUUGCAACAACCUCAAAAAUCCAACUGUGUUGCACAACAACGGGACUACCACCAGUAACAUAAGUAUCUCCUCCCCUUAUGGCCAGCAACAGCAAAACUCCAAACUUCAUUAUCAUCAGCAGCAGCAUCAUCACCAUCACCACCACCAAUCAUCGCCAUCAACGACAACAACCACAACAACAUCUUUGCAUCACAUCAAUGCGGCGGCCAUGAUGGCCACAGCCACCACCGUGGCCCCGCGCUCCAUAUUGAACGCCAUACGCCGCUCCUCGGCCCAUUGCGGUCAGCGACAGACAUUGGUGGCCAUAACCACAGACUAUUCAACGGGUGAUGGGUUGUCAUUGCAAAAAGGUGAUAUCGUAACGCUGUGCGAAUGCCGCGAGACCAAAGAUCAUCGUCAAUGGUUCUAUGUUAGGACACGUGAUGGUCGUCAGGGUUACAUACCAGCCGAAGUGGCUGGCCAUGGUUAUUUGUAAAGCCAAAGGCUUUAGGAUACGAACGAGGUUAUGGCCAUGAGAAAAGGUAGGGAUCCUUUACAGAGACCAGUAGCCUGAAGCGUGACUUUUAUCAAAAGUCAAAGGGCAAAAUUUGAAAAAACAAAGGCAAUUCAUGACAGUUCUGCAAGCCUAGCCAAUACCAAUACCAAUUAUAUACCCCCCCGUACUACUUACUCUCUGUCUAACAUUAGAAUGUCAAUUGCAGUUUGCAACUCCACAUUACCGUGUAAAGAGUUGCAUGCUUUAAUUGAAGCUAAGAAUACUCUUCUCUAAACAAAAACAUAACCAAUUUUUGUAACUUUUGUAUAUAAAUCAAGUGUUAAGGAUUUUAUUUUGUUACAUCAAAAUGUUGCUUAUUUGUAUAUGGAUUGUAGGUAAGGCCUAAAUUAGUCAGCUUGCUCUAUGUAGAACAGAACCCACAUCAUUUUCCUUUAAAAAGGGUAACAAAACCGUGACCCAGUUAUAUCGGCAGCAGCGAAAAAUGCUGCUGCCCGGAGAGUAUAAACCUGAACAGAUCUGAGAUAUACAAAGAGCGUGUUUUUGAGAAUCCCGUUAGGUCCAUGAACAACACAGAAUUUUUUAGUCAAAUUUGUCUUUGAGGACUUCAUCUUGACUUCUUGAGCCUCUAGAAAGCGUAAUUAUUAUGCAAUUUGGCUGAAAUUUUUGAACAACUGCUUUUCCCAUAACCUUCAACAUACGUAUUAAAUAUGGCCCGAAUCGGUCUAUAGCCUGAUACAGCUUCCAUAUAAACCGAUCUCCCUAUUUUACUUCUUGAGCCUCUAGAGGGCGCAAUUCUUAUCCGAUUUGGCUAAAAUUUGGAAUAAAGACUUUCGUUAUGACUUCCAACAUCCAUACCAAGUAUGAUUCGAAUCGGUCGAUAAAUAUAUAUAGCCCCCAUAUAAACCGAACCCCCGAUUUGACUUCUUGAGCCUCUAAAAGCCUCAAUUUUAAUCCGGUUUGGCUGAAAUUUGGAAUAAAGACUUUCGUUAUGACUUCCAACAUCCAUGCCAAGUAUGAUCCGAAUCGGUCGAUAAAUAUAUAUAGCACCCAUAUAAACCGAACCCCCGAUUUGACUUCUUGAGCCUCUAAAAGCCUCAAUUUUCAUCUGAUUCGGCUAAAAUUUGGAACAAAGACUUUCGUUGUGACUUCCAACAUCCAUACCAAGUAUGAUUCGAAUCGGUCGAUAAAUAUAUAUAGCCCCCAUAUAAACCGAUCCCCGGAUUUGGCUUCUUGAGCCCCUAAAAGCCUCAAUUUUCAUCCGAUUUGGCUAAAAUUUGGAACAAGGACUUGAGUAAUGACUUCCAACAUCCAUGCCAAGUAUGAUCCGAAUCGGUCGAUAAAUAUAUAUAGCCCCCAUAUAAACCGAUCCCCAGAUUUGACUUCUUGAGCCCCUAAAAGCCUCAAUUUUCAUCCGAUUUGGCUAAAAUUUGGAACAAGGACUUGAGUAAUGGCUUCCAACAUCCAUGCCAAGUAUGAUCCGAAUCGGUCGAUAAAUAUAUAUAGCCCCCAUAUAAACCGAUCCCCGGAUUUGACUUCUUGAGCCCCUAAAAGCCUCAAUUUUCAUCUGAUUCGGCUAAAAUUUGGAACAAAGACUUUCGUUAUGACUUUCAACAGCCAUGACAAGUAUGAUCCGAAUCAGUCGAUAAAUAUAUAAAGCCCCAUUUAAACCGAUCCCCGAUUUGACUUCUUGAGCCCCUAAAAGCCUCAAUUUUCAUCUGAUUUGGCUAAAAUUUGGAACAAAGACUUUCGUUAUGACUUCCAACAUCACUGCCAAGUAUGAUCCGAAUCGGUCGAUAAAUAUAUAUACCCCCCAUGUAAACCGAUCCCCCGAUUUGACUUCUUGAGCCCCUAAAAGCCUCAAUUUGCAUCCGAUUUGGCUAAAAUUUGGAACAAAGACUUUCGUUAUGACUUCCAACAUCCAUGCCAAGUAUGAUCCGAAUCGGUCGAUAAAUAUAUAUAGCCCCCAUAUAAACCGAUCCCCCGAUUUGACUUCUUGAGCCCCUAAAAGCCUCAAUUUUCAUCUUAUUUGGCUAAAAUUUGGAACAAGGACUUGAGUAAUGACUUCCAACAUCACUGCCAAGUAUGAUUCGAAUCGGUCUACAAACAGAUAUAGCCUCCAUAUAAACCGAUCCCCGCAUUUGACUUCUUGAGCCCCUAAAAGCCUCAAUUUUCAUCCGAUUUGGCUAAAAUUUGGAACAAAGACUUUCGUUAUGACUUCCAACAGCCAUGUCAAGUAUGAUACUAAUCGGUCUAUAUACAGAUAUAGCCCCCAUAUAAACCGAUCACCGGAUUUGACUUCUUGAGCCAUUAGAAGCCUGUAUUUUCAUCCGAUUUGUCUAAAAUUUUGAACAAAGACUUGAGUUAUUACUUUUAACAUCCCUGCCAGGUAUGAUCCGAAUCGGUUUAUAAACAGAUACAGCCCCCAUAGAAACCGAUCCCCGGACAUGACUUCUUCAGCCCUUAGAAACCUAAGUUUUCACCUGAUUCGGCUCAAAUUUAGCCCAAAACCCUAUCUUAUGACUUAAAACAUCAGCGCCAGGUUUUAUCCAAAUCGGUCAAUAUGGUGAUAUAGGCCCUCCUUCGUACCAAUGUACCGAUAUGACUUCUUGAGAUCAAUUACAAACUGAGUUAAUAAGGGUACAUUUUUAGCGCAUUCCAUGGUGGUGGGUACCCAAGAUUCGGCCCGGCCGAACUUAGCACGCUCUUAUUUGUUAUUCUUUAGUUUUGUAGAGGCCUAAAUUGACUAACUGGACCAUACUCUCGAAUCUAAGUUUUUCUCUUUGACUUUUGCGUUAGUUAAUUAUAUCCACCACCAUAGGAUGGCAGUAUCCUAAUCUUGUCAUUCCGUUUGUAAUACCUCGAAAUAUUUAUUCGAACGAGCCAUGUCCGUCCAUCCGUCUGUCGAAAUCACGAUAGCGGUCGAACGCGUAGAGCUAGCCGCUUGAAAAUUUUCACAAAUACUUUAUAUUGAUGUAGGUCGUUGAGGAUUGCAAAUGGGCCAUAUCGUUUCAGAUUUGAAUAUAGCUCCCAUAUAAAUCGAUCUCCCGAUUUGACUUCUUGAGCCCAAGGAAGCCACAAUUUUUGUCCGAUUUGGAAAUUUUGCUCGUAGUGUUAUGUUAUGACUUCUAACAACUGUGCCAAGUACGGUCUAGAUCGGUCUAUAACCUGAUAUGGCUGCCAUAUACGCGGAUCUGCUGAUUUGACUUCUUGAGCCGUUACAAGCCGGAAUUAUUGCAUGAAGUAUUCUGUUGAAUGACUUCCAACAACUGUACCAAGUACGGUCGAAAUCGGUCUAUAACCUGAUAUAGCUCCCAUAUAAACCGAUUUCCCAAUUUGUCUUCUUGAGCCCAUGGAAGCCACAUUUUUUGUCCGAUUUGGCUAAAAUUGCACAUAGUGUUCUCUUAUGAUUUCCAACAACUGUGCUAAGUACGGUCUAAAUCGCUCCAGAACCUGAUAUAGCUCCCAUAUAAACCGAUCUCUCGAUUUGACUUCUUGAGCCCAUGAAAGCAUCAAUUUUCAUUCGAUUUGGCUGAAAUUUUGCACAUUGCCCAAUAUUCUGUUAUGACUCCCAACAAUGGAGCCAAGUAAGGUCCAAUUUGGUCUAUAACUUAAUAUAUUUUGGCAGAAUCCAUAGUGGUGGAUUCCCAACAUAAAAAUAAAUCCAUGUUUGUCGCCAUCUUGUAGUCUACACAACUAUUUUUCAGUGGAGACAUAGAUGUCUUGGUUGCAAAUGAAACUUUCGGUAGAGGUGCAUACUCAGCUCAAUACUGGCGACAUUUGUGAGGUUCUAUCAAGAUAUAUUCAUUUACAGGUAGCGGCAGUUGCCCAACUACAAAAUGUUGAGUGCGCUAUCGGUCAAAAUCAGUGAUGAGUAUGUCACUAGUUCGCGCCAUUUUUUUUUUGUUUGUGUUAUGGUUCUUAACUACAGUGCACACACACAACCAAAAAUCUUCGACAGAUAGUGCACUUUGCGAGAAAGAAUACACUACCUGUGUCAAUAUAUCUUGGGUUCUAUGCCAUGUUUACAUGGCAUAGCAGCCGUGUAAAACCAAUAUCAUGUUUACACGGCGUUGUUUACACGGCUACUAUGCCACGCUUACAUGGCAUGUUAUUCAUAGAAUUUACAUACUUCUUUUGUCAUCCAGGACAAAAAAUAUUACAGUCAAGGCUAAUUUGUUAAAAUAAUGAAAAUUAAGCAUUUUUCAGCCUACAUAGUAACACUCCUAUUGUAUUUCGGAGCAUGAGAAGUGCGUUCAUAUAUUCAGUCUGCUUCAUACCCCUUUUGCAAAAAUACGUAAUUUCAAAAAUGUCUAAAAAAUUGAGAAUGAAAUAUUAUAAUUUAAUAUAUUUAUCAAAUCCAUUUUAAACUCUUGGAAAAUGAUAUGGGUACCUACGUAACAGUUAGCUACGGCGAACAAUUUGAAAUUUUAUAAAAAUUUCAUAAUUGCCCAUACUGACAGUAGAAAUAGAAAAAACCAUGCAAUUGAAUUAAUAGAAAUUAGAAAACGUUUUCAAUAUUCUUCACUCGAAACUCGAAUUUAUGAAUUAAAUUUAUUCACAAAAACUACAAAUGUAAGAUUUUAUUAAAAAUUCAUUCAAAUAGUUUACACACACACACCCAGACUUAAACAUACCAAUCAAUCAGUUUUCUAUUUGUAAUUUUGUAGUUUUAAGAAAACAAAGAAAAAAUAACAUAAAAUAUUGUAUAUUCUUCAGUUCAUGUUUUGCAUAGCAAUCGAUCGAGUCGCUUAGUAUUGUAGUUACCCAAUUUAUAAUUAAAUUUAAAAGAAACCCAUGUAAUAACGCUUAGAGUUUAGGAUUGAUAACACACAAUUUUUGUAUUUAUGUUGAUAUAUAAAAAAAACUGAAAACAUUAAGCGAAAAAACUAAAAAAUUAAUUGUUACCUCAGAUUCAAAUAAAAUGGGGAAAAAAACACACAAAAAACAAACACACUCGAACCACACGAAAUAAAUAAGUCAUAAUUAAACAUAAAAACAACGUUUAAAUAAAGAAAUUCAAUAUAAAAAAUAAUA
Molecule: messenger RNA, 9410 nt
Organism: Stomoxys calcitrans (stable fly)
Lineage: Eukaryota; Metazoa; Arthropoda; Insecta; Diptera; Muscidae
Exons: 3
Coding region: 639-4355 (1238 amino acids)
Molecular function (GO): protein binding
Source: RefSeq, a predicted model, not a curated record